This is a messenger RNA of Chelonia mydas (Green sea turtle), 3808 nucleotides long. It is a transcript of the gene BTLA, whose product is annotated as B and T lymphocyte associated. The coding region runs from base 116 to 1123 and encodes 335 amino acids. NCBI's taxonomy places the organism in Eukaryota, Metazoa, Chordata, Testudines, Cheloniidae. Gene Ontology annotation, molecular function: signaling receptor activity. Gene Ontology annotation, biological process: immune response-regulating cell surface receptor signaling pathway. Gene Ontology annotation, cellular component: plasma membrane. The record is from RefSeq and is a predicted model, not a curated record. The transcript is spliced from 6 exons.
UCAAGAGUAUCCGUUCAGAGACACUAUGGGCAAUCACAGAGGGGUGUAAGUAUCUACACAAACUGCACUUCUUUAACCUCAGAGGAAUUUCUCCCAUCUCCACCAUGCUGAUGAAAUGAAGGCUCCUCCAGGCAUGCGGGCGAAUAGAACUGUACUGCACAUCCUUCUUGUGGUGCUCUCUCUGGAUCACUGUCAGGUUUAUGGUUUUUCUUCACUUCCAGGAGACAUGACUGUGAACUGUACUGUUGAACUUCUGGUUACAAGAGGUUACAGAUACCCGGGAAAACCUGGGGACUCCCUCAGUAUAGAGUGUCCAGUGAAGUACUGCACAGAAAAGCCGGCCAUGAACUGGUGCAAGAUACAGGAGAUGCACUGCUCACUUUUGAAAGAUGGGCCAACCAGACAUACAGCCUGGAAAGACGGGAAUGUGUUUGUUCUGAACUUUGUACCUGUUCAUAAGAACCACAGUGGAUUAUAUCGUUGUCAAGCUACUGUGGGAAGUUUAAGGAGUGAGAGCCAUGCAGUAGAAGUUCUUGUUCAAGAAGUGACUACAAAUGCCCCUACAAAUCCACUAUCAAAGCAAUUUGCAGGUGCCACUAAUGUCACAGAAGCUCCUCAAGGACCUAGCAGCAACAAUAAGAAGUGGAUUAUUUAUGCCCUAUCAUCUCUGGGGGCAUUGUGUCUCCUCAUCCUUAUCUGCUUAUGCCUGUUGUGUUGUCUGCGGUGGCACUCAGUGAAACCCAAGACAACCCCAGUAACCUCACAGAAGGAAAUGAACAUGGUCAGCAGAGCUACAUGUGCUCCAUACCACACCGAUAGGACCACGCAUGCCCCCAGUGAAGGAUCGACACUUUACUAUUGCUCCAUGGCUAGCCUGCAGCAGCCAUUGGAUGACAGCACAAUUUAUGAUAAUCAUGUCCCUCACUGGAAUGGUAGCAGGGCAGCAACUGGCAAUGCCUGUGACAGUGCUGCUGUUGAUUCCUACCAGCCCUCAUCUGAGAGCGAAGAUGUCCUUGUUUAUGCUUCAUUAAACCAUUCUAGUAUUAUAGAAAAGCUCCCGAGAAAGGAGCAGAAUGUGGAAAUUGAACUUACAGAAUAUGCCACCGUUUGUGUGAAGAAAUAGCCCUGGCAAUGACAUCUCUUUAACUCGGCCAGCACCGUAACGGUCCAUGUCCUGCAGUGACUCAAGCGUUACAGCAGGAACAUAAGUACACCUUCUUCUAAACAAAGAGGAAUUCUCAUCAAUAAAAGCAUACUGAUUCUUAUGAUAUGUUCUGGAAUUCACAUUUAAGCGAAGCCCAUGUUCGUGGUUGGAUAUUAGCAACCACAUGUUUGUUAUCUUCCACAUGGAUUCAUUUGAAGCUUUCAUAUUCCAGGAACGUCCCCUGCUCUGAUCAAGGCACUGCCCAGAACAAAGUCAGAGUUUGGACAGGAUCAAUAAAAACUGAAUAAUAAAGGUUAGGAGCAUUGGAAAAGAAAACAAAUUUAAAGGACAAUGAGCUCUAUUAGGUCCACUGGGGGAAAUUAUGAAUUAUUUUUGUUGAAGAAAAUUUUUGACAAUAAGAAUUUUGCUUGAAGAACAUAUUUAAGCAUAAGACUUAUGCACCACUGGGAGGUGUUCUGUGACUAUGAAGAACAUAUUAACCUGCUACUAACUAAAAAGCAAGCUAAUGGGUUUUUUUUGUUUUUGUUCUCAACCAGCAGCCUAUCCCCAUCAGUGUAGGUAGGGUUAUCUAGACAGUAUGAAAAAAAAUAUAAAAGAAAGAGAUCAUAUUUGCAAUGACAGACAAAAAAAUAACUAUGUGAGGUUAAAGAGGCAACAAAGAGGAGGAAUGUAUUGAUAAACUGCAGGAUACACAAACAGGGUAAUAGAUGCAUACAUUAAUUUAUGCAUUUACAGAUAAACAGAUGUCGUGUUGAUAAGACUCAUUACAGAUGCAUGGAUGGCUCAGUCUGUUCAGAUGGAAGCAUAGACUAUAGGUCAGGGUUUCUCAAACUGGGGUUUAGGACCCCUCAGGGAGUCACAAAGUUAUUAUAUGGGGGGUCGUGAGCUGUCAGCCUCCACCCAAAACCCCGCUUUUUAUCCAGCAUUUAUCAUGGUGUUAAAUAUCUAAAAAAGCGUUUUUAAUUUUUUUGGGGGGAGGGGGCGGUUGCACUCAGAGUCUAGCUAUGUGAAAUGGGUCACCAGUACAAAAGUUUGAGAACCAGUGCUAUAGGUGAACAUGGAAUUCAUUUUUCUGUGGAAAAUUCAUUUCUGUGGAAUUCAUUUUUCUGUGGAAGCCAAACACCAGCAGUUUGCUGAAUGCUGCUGUUCAUCUUCUUACAUGUAAAAUGAACGGCCACCGUAUCACCCGAUUCUCACACAGCUCUACUAGCUUCCCAUUUAGUUUAUACCAACUGAUUUCCCCCCACCUCUGAUUUCAUGUUUAACUGUACUGUUUAUUUAUGUGGAGAGCCUGGGACAUGAUUGCAUGAAAGAUAUUACACAAGACCAAGAGGUAUUGUGCUGCUGAGGUGAUAAACAAACAGGAAAAAGGAGUAAGUGUAUAUCUACACAGCAAAGAAAAACCUGUGGCUGGCUCGUGCCAGCCAACUCAGGCUAUGGGGCUGUUUCAUUGCUGUGUAGACUUCCAGGCUCAGGCUGGAGCCUGAGCUCUGGGACCCUCCCACCUUGCAGACAUAGCCUAAGUGUCAGUUUAUUUAUUUCCUAUAAAUAUUUCAUUUGUGAACAGGCUGAUUUUUUAUUUAUUCACUUUUCCAUAACUAUUUGAUUAACAGUGUAUGUGGUCAAAUUUCAGCGUAUAGGUUGUUCACAAAUCGUUCCCUUAAAACAGUGUUUCCCAAACUUGGGACCCUGCUUGUUCAGGGAAAGCCCCUGGCUGGCCGGGCCGGUUUGUUUACCUGCCGCGUCCGGAGGUUCGGCCGAUCGCAGCUCCCACUGGCUGCGGUUCGCCGCUCCAGGCCAACGGGGGCUGCGGGAAGUGGCGCAGGCCGAGGGACAUACUGGCCACUGCUUCCCGCAGCCCCCAUUGGCCUGGAGCAGCGAACCAUGGCCAGUGGGAGCCGCGAUCGGCAGAACCUCCGGACGCGGCAGGUAAACAAACCGGCCCGGCUUUCCCUGAACAAGCGGGGUCCCAAGUUUGGGAAACAUUGCCUUAAAGUAUUCAUAAUUGGCUUUCCUGGGAUUCUGAUUGGUUAUUUAAGUCACAUGAUACUGCUUUUGUUCGCCGACUAAAAGAUGGAACUUUUUUGAACAGGAUAACAAUGAAUGAUGAGGAAUGAAUGUUCUUACUCAGGCUUGAUCAGCUUUUAUUGGCAAGUAAGUGUGGGUAAGUAGCGUACAAACAGCUUUUCUCCAAACACUGGCACAAACAAAAAGCCAUUCAUGUCAAACUUUGUGAAUACAAAGGGGACACCAGAAUGCCAUUUUAAAUUUGAAAGAAUGCUUGCAACUUUGGUUUACGCCAUUUGAUCAGCUCUUGCUUGGAUACCAUGCAUCUGGUGCUGCAAAAAAUGUACUUAGGAAGAAAAUUACUCAUAGCAAUAUUCGUAUCAACAGAUUAGUGCUGCAACAAUGAGAGUCUUCUAGCUUGGUUAAAAUUCAGACCACAAUUCAAAAGGAAGGAUGUACUACUUCUAUCGUUCGCAGGGUGCAAGUAACAUACCAGAUGAUUUGUGCUCAAGUUAAUGGAAAAGAGAAAUGCUUGUAUCUUAUCUCUGUACUAUGUCAACUAGCACCACAGAUAUUAAUAGAUUCUUGAUCAUUCUUUUCCAUUGCUAAUAAAGAAUAUUUAUUAUUCUUAUGGUA